GAUGAUCUGAUAAUAAAAAGAAAAUGGCAACCGCAAGUCAAGCAACGUUUUCAAGGACGCAGCAGAACAGUUGUCGUCUUUUUCGUCUGCAAAUGCUGAUUAUAGACGGCGGACUACUACUACUUAGGAAUAUUUUCAAUCAAAAGCUGCAAAAUGUCCCUCUUGUCGCAUUUUUGAAGAGUGAAAGACAAACAAUUACAAACUUAAGAUCACGUGGAAUAAUUACGCAGGUACAAUAUGAUCUACUGUUUCCAUCAGGUGGCACCGGUCCAACAUCAACGGACCUAGACAUCACAUUAAUCAUAUGUCUCCUUAGGAACAUCAAAUCAUUCGGGCUGAACAAAAACUUUCAAUGGAACUCAAUUCCUGCACAAGGUGAUACCUCAGUUGAGGCUGAUAUUUGCCGUCUGAAAAUAUACAGGAACGAGCUCAGUCACAUAUCUUCAACAAGUGGAAUAACUCUGCCUAUCUUUACAACAAAGUGGACGGAGAUCGAACAGGUUCUUUUGAGGUUGAACACGGCGGCGUCACCCAUACCAGACCUACAGAAGAUGAUUGAUGACUUAAAAGUGAAUCCACUUGAUCCACAGGCGGAGAGAAGAGUUCAGAAGGCCAUAAUCAGUUGGCAAAUGUUAGAAAAGGGGGUAGAAGCUGAUUUAAUACAGUUAAAAAUGGAGGACGAGAAGAUAAAAUCUACUCUGAAUGUGCAAGGUCAAAUUGUGAGAAAGGCGGAGAGAAGGGUACAGAAGGCAAUAGACAGUUGGCAAAUGUUAGAAAAGGGGGUAGAAGCUGAUUUAAAACUGAUGAAAAUGGAGGACGAAAAGAUAAAAUAUACUCUGAAUGUGCAAGGUCAAACUGUGAGAAAGCAUGCACAGAGUAUUGAUGAAUUAAACAAGAAGACGUCUGAACAUGAUAAACAAAUACAUGACCAUACUAAACAAAUACAGGAAUUAAAGGAAGACACUAGAAGAGAUGUCACAGCAGAGACAGAAUCAAUGCGACAGUCUCAAUAUGAAGAGUCGAAAAAAAAACUAAAGGAUGAACUCAUUACAUGGUACAACACCAAUCACAGUACAGUUCCUCUUUCACCACUCACAGAUGAUCCCCAUACCCCUCUAGCUGGGUUCUACAUUAUGCCAGAAAUUGACAUACAGACGAAUCUACCAGGUGGUAGGAAAGAAAGAACUAGAGUCAAGUCGUUACAGGACCUGUUUACAUCUGGUAGAAAAGUUCCCCAGGAAAUAUAUUUAUCAGCGGUCGCUGGAUUUGGGAAAACAGCAUUUUCAAAAUAUCUCGCUAUAACAUGGUGUCAAGGUCAUAAAAUGGAUGAAAAUUAUAACCAUUUUAAAAAAGAAGAAUUGGAGGCGAUAUCUGGCUUUGAGUUUUUAUUUCUAGUGCUAUUGAGAGACUCAGAUACAGAAUGUGAUGUUGACAACAUGAUUGAACAACAAAUCAUAAAUAAUCUUCGUUGUAAAUCUGAAAUACCAAAAACUCUUUUAAAUGACAUUUUACGCAAUGAAAAAUGUCUUGUUAUACUAGAUGGACUUGAUGAAUGGUUUCAUCCUGACAACGAAUGUACAAGACUUCCUAAAAGUAUUCCACAUCGAUAUGCACGUGAAAAGUGUGUAAUCUUGACAACGACCCGGCCAUGGAAGCUUGGAGUCUCAAACUUAAAUACAAGUCAAAUGGACAAAACAGUAGAGCUAGUUGAACUAAAUGCAGCUGAUACAUGGCAGUUUAAGCUUAACACAAUGAAAAUAUUGAUAGGCAACAUUGAAGAUGAUAAACUGACAAAUGAUGUGUGUAGAUUUGAAGAAGAAAUCAGUAAUCAUGACCUUGACGAAAUGGAAUCCACCCCUCUUCUGUUACUCUAUCUUAUAUGCUUAUGGGUUGAAAAAAUUCCAAUAGGAAAUUCAACAGUAGAAUUAUAUACAGGCAUUAUUCAGCUCCUUCUAUCUAGAACAGAAAAGUUACAUGGAAAAUUUCAUUCAUCAUGUAAUACAUAUCCGAGUAAUGUUCCCGCAUGUUUUAGAAGACAUCAACAUUUCUAUUGUUACUACACGUUUCUGGUGACCAUUGGGAAACUAGCUUUUAAUACAUUAUUCAGUAAGAAAAAAGAGCACACAUUAGUUUUUGAUGAAAAUGUUGCAGAAAAAUAUCUUGACCAAGAAGAUUUGAAAUCAAGCUGUCUAUCAGGAAUAUUAUCAGAAAGUAAAGUAAAAACAUUAAUAAAUAUAAGUUCUAAAAUCUCAUUUUCACAUAAAACAGUGCAGGAAUACUUUUCAGCAAUAUUUAUAAGUUUUCAAAAUACAAGUGAAGUUCAAAAAAUCAUUUUUGAAGAGUGCAACUGUUUACAAAAUAUUCUAGACAUGUCAAAAGUGUUUGUCUUUAUUAGUAACAUGAACCCUAAAUUAAUGUCUACAAUAUCAAGUGAUUUGAUGCCUGUGAUAAACAAUGAUGAAAAAACAAGCAAAUACAGAACUUUGACAGGUUAUGAUUACAUGUACAUUGAUCCAUUACAAGACACACAAGACAUGUACAUUUCUUGUGCCAAAGAAAGCCAGGAAAACAAAGACCUCAAAUUGUGUUUACAAGAUUUCUUCAUUAAUGAAAAAUGUAAACAAGAAAACUACUUCAAACAAUUACAACAUCUGUGUCAACAAAAUAAAGAAAACAUAAAAUCAAUAAUGAUAGAAAAUGAAGGUAUUUGUAGUCUACAAGAAAUUAUCAAUUUGUUUACACUCUCUGACCUUCCACAUAUAGAGAAAUUAUACUAUCAAGGUGAAAUUGUAGAAGAGGAAAUAAUGAGCUUGUUAUUGAAGCCUUUAAAAUGUUUAACUGUGAUGUCAAAUAAAUGGGAAAAUCAUCAAUUUGUAGGAAAACGUUGCCUGCUGUCUGCAGAGAUAAAUGGACGACUGGUAAAAUUACAACACCUGGAGUGUUUAUAUGUAGAAAGUUUCACUAUGACCCACGAGGUAAUGAAGACAUUGUUAAAUUUCCUCACAAAAAAAUCAAUGAAAGAAAUAUCAUUGUGCAAUUUAGAAUGCAGUGAUCAUGAUACUUCAUGUAGGGGUUUCAACCUUGACCUGUCUCUACAUUCACAACUAAGAUGUUUAGGAUUGAGCCUGAUACCUGUGUCACAAUUAAACAUGGAUGUAUCGUUGUUAGAGGAAUGUGAGGUAGGUGAAUUAUAUAAACCUGGUGUUGUGUCAUCUUAUCUCAGUCAACUACCAGCAGCCAGUAAACUACAAUCAUUUAGGUGUAGUUGUCUAGAAUCUUCCAGUGACAUAGAAACAAUGUUACAAACAUUAUCAUUGUUAUAUCAUGUGAAAGAUGUUAGGUUGUAUAGAAUCAAUCUAGGUGAAAGAUCAUUAACACUGUCACCUCAAAUGAUCAAUAUUGAACGUGUUGACUUGUGGUAUAUAACAAUGUCUUGUUCAGUGUUAUAUGAUCUCAUUACUGUUAUAAACAAACUACCACAUACAGUGACAGUAUAUAUGGAAGGUUGUGAUAUAAAACCAGAAACAGAAUUUGAAAACUUUAAAACAUUUAUAAAACAAUCAGACAAUUUUGUGGUCACCAGUGAUGGCACCUUGAAGUCUGGAGUGUACGUGUUUCAGUUUAAAACAACAACAACAAGUACUGAGUAACUUUAAAUGUACUUGGGAGAAACAAUUUAUAAAUAGAUUAUGAGACAAGUGACAAGUGAAAUAGACAUCAUGUUUUUAAUUUUAAGUCUGACAUUUAAUCAAUACUUUGCUGUAGAUAGAUUUAACAGUUUCAAAAUGUGAAUAUGAAUGCCUUAUUGACACUUAUAACCAAACUUUAAAGUAUCAUCACUCUAUAUGCUUCUUUAUUCAUAGCUAGUUGUUUUUACCAUGCAACAAGAA
Molecule: messenger RNA, 3890 nt
Organism: Ruditapes philippinarum (Manila clam)
Lineage: Eukaryota; Metazoa; Mollusca; Bivalvia; Venerida; Veneridae
Exons: 5
Coding region: 24-3650 (1208 amino acids)
Source: RefSeq, a predicted model, not a curated record